AUGAAUAACUGUCUCCACCUCCUCCACCUGAAGGCUGAAGGCCUGAAGGCGACCCAAGUCCUAUUUCCGAGGCAGCCAGCCUUCCAAGGCAGCCCGUCUGGUCAGCUGGAAAUGGCUCUGCAGACACUAGAAGACACACUCACCCAGCGAAUGGAUGAGCUGUCCGAUCAGUUAGUCUUCAAGGAUCUGAGAUCUGAGACCCCAGACUUCAACUGCCCCUUUAAGGUGCAGAAAGACACCAGCAACAUCGGCCUACAUACAGUGCUCACCCAAGAUCACGAGGAUGGGUUUGCCACCAAACCGCAACAGACUUUUCACACAGGUCUAAAGAUGAAAGCAGCUUUUUGUGCUAUCGCUUUUCUGCUUGUCUUUGCAGGUCGGGUCCAAUGCUGUCCAAUUGGAACCACAUGCAGUGAUGUUAAAGGAAUCCAAAACUGCAACAAAAUUCCACGUGGCACCUGUAAUAUUUAUGGAGAUACUCAUUAUAACACGUUUGACAACAGCACCUAUAACUUCCAGGGUACUUGUACUUACACUGCCACUCAGGGCUGCCACCUGGAGGGAACAAACCUCACUCCGUUUUCAGUCGUGGUAGAGAACGAAAGAUGGAAUGAAAUCCAACAAACUCCAAAUGUUUCCAUGGCCAAGGUGGUUGUUGUGGAGGUGUAUAACAUGACUAUAAUUCUGCGAAGAAAUCAGAUACACCAGGUCAUGAUUAAUGGUAUCCUAACCAACAUUCCUGUAAAUCUCAAUGAUGGUGAAGUGAUUAUUCAGCAGGAGGGUGAUUUUAAUGUGAUCCUUACCAACUUUGGUCUACGAGUGGCCUACGAUAUGAUUUAUCAUGUUAUCAUCACAGUACCUGGCACGUACGCAGGGAAGACCUGUGGCAUGUGUGGAAACUUUAACAGUAAUAAGAGACUGCAGUAUUAUUACCGACCCUAA
Molecule: messenger RNA, 942 nt
Organism: Clarias gariepinus (North African catfish)
Lineage: Eukaryota; Metazoa; Chordata; Actinopteri; Siluriformes; Clariidae
Product: zonadhesin-like
Exons: 6
Coding region: 1-942 (313 amino acids)
Cellular component (GO): extracellular matrix
Source: RefSeq, a predicted model, not a curated record